GGAGGGGGCCUCCGAGUGUUCCAGGGAAGAGGGCUGCCCAUCAGGUGGGGCUUCCGUCAUUGUGGUCUGCCUCUUCCCUGCAGGGCGACAUCCAGCAGCUGCUCAUCGUCUCAGAUCAUCAAGCCGCCUAUGACUACUGUGAACACUACAGCCCAGACUGCGACACAGCGGUGCCGGAUGUGCCUCAUUCGCAGGACCCAAACCCUGAUGAAUACUACCCAGACGGGGCCGGGAACUUGGAAGUUGAAGGAGAAACUUACUAUUAUGAAUACCCCUACUAUGAGGACCUCGAUGACACAGGGAAAGCCACCCCGACCACUGUCCAACCUGUGGAAACUGAUGGAGCAGCCAGGGAAGUGACUGAAACCACUGAGAGCCCCACCCCUCCGCCCACCCCCCCACCGGUGGUGGAGAAGACCCAGGAGGAGAUUCCCAAGGAAGAGGAUGAACUGCUGUUGGAGGAAUACAACUACGGGCCCAUUACGGACGAGUACUACACGCCAAUCCCUUACGAAGACCUCAACUAUGAAGACCUGGACAAUUUCGAUAAGCUCCCAGAAGAGGGCAUUGAGGCAGAAGUUCCCACCAGCACGGUCAUCACCUACAAUGAAACGGAUACCACAGGAAGAGUAAGUGAAGGUGGAGAGGAUCCUGAUAAAGAUUUCUCUGUCACUGAGUACGGGGAAGGAUACUAUGACGGUUACUUCGACAGGACUGACUCCCCUGACAUUGGACCCGGGAUGCCUGCUAACCAGGAUACCAUUUAUGAAGGGAUCAGUGGGCCUCGAGGCGAAAAGGGGCAGAAGGGAGAGCCAGCGACCAUAGAGCCAGGCAUGCUUCUCGAAGGACCAGCUGGCCCAGAAGGCCCAGCCGGGCUUCCAGGUCCCCCGGGAACAACGGGGCCAGCGGGCCCAAUGGGAGAUCCUGGAGAAAGGGUAAGUUCUCUCGCAGGUAGGGUUACCUGGAGCGGAGGGCACCGCUGCCUCCCAGACUUCUAGCUGGGGGAGGUUGCAAGCCACUUGGG
Crotalus tigris (Tiger rattlesnake) is the source of this 1024-nucleotide messenger RNA. RefSeq names its product collagen alpha-1(V) chain-like. The record is from RefSeq and is a predicted model, not a curated record. The annotation marks the transcript as partial. Lineage: Eukaryota; Metazoa; Chordata; Lepidosauria; Squamata; Viperidae. The transcript has 7 exons.